CCGCUGAGCGCAUGUCCGGGGCGUUCUUUGCCCAAAUGAAGAAAGCAUCUCGUUCGCCGUUGAUUGUAGCGAUGGGCCAUCCUUUUGUUCCGCUUGAAGUUAAAGCGGAUAAUACUCCUGACAUCCUUAAGUACGUUGAGUUGUUCUAUGAGGAUAUGUACCGUGAAGACGAGUGCUGGUCACAGGAGGACAUAGCCGUUGUACCGGCGAAGGAGGUGUGGGAUAAGUGCGCCACCCGAGUGUCGCCAGAGCAUAAGGCUGUUUUGGAUGCGCCCAUUACUCAGGAGGAAGUAGCCGGGGCUCCGUUUGGGAUGCACAAAGGUAAGGCGUCGGGCCCGGAUGGUCUGCCGGUUGAGUAUCUGAUGACUGCGACACGGCCCCUCCUUCUGUAUCUGUGUGAGGCUUUCAACCGUUUGUUCUCAGGAGAAGAGGCCUCCCCGGCCACCUUCGGCCAGACUACAAUUGUUCUCCUGUACAAGAAGGGGAGUGUUGAAGAGAUUAGGAAUUGGAGGCCCAUUUCUCUUCUGUCAGCGCCAUACAAGUUGUAUGCGAAGGUGUUGGCUAAUAGAGUUGCUGCAGUGUUGCCUGCCCUUGUUCACUCCACCCAGACUGGUUUCAUCCCUAGGAGACAGAUCCUUGUGAACGUUCUCCUGGUUCGUCAAAUCAUGGAGAGGGCUCAAGAUUUUCAGCCCCCGUUGGCUACUCUCUUUCUGGAUUUUGAGAAAGCUUAUGAUAGGGUCAGGUGGCCCUUUCUUCUGCAAGGUAUGAGGUGCAGAGGGUUUGGGGAGGUUUUCGUGAAGGUUGUUGAAGGUGUGUUGGGGAUGGCGGUGGCUAAGGUGCAGGUCAAUGGUUUCUUGUCUUCCCCACUGAAGAUUACGCGUUCCGUGCGAGAGGGGUGCCCGCUCUCCGCCGCUUUGUACGUUUUGUACGUGGAACACUUGCAUGAGAUGAUUCGAGCGAAUGACCAGAUUCCGGGUUUCGAGUUGCCCCGGGGGGCCCAGGUUAAGACUAAUGCGUUUGCUGACGACACUGCGGCAGUGACCCGGGCGACACAUCAAAGCGUCUCGGCUUUGCGUAAUGAAGUUGUUCUCUUUGAAAAGUACGCGGGUGCACGAAUCAAGUGGGGGAAGUCGGUGGCGGUGGUUCCAGCUGGGGUUGACGUUGCGAUGUUUGAGGGGAUGAAGACCCAGUUGCCUGGGGACCAAUUUUUGUAUCUCGGUGCGGUCUCGGAUCCUCCCAAGAAAGCAUGGAAAGACUAUAAGCGAUCCCUGAGGAGAUUUAUGUGGAAAGAUGACCCCUGUGUGUCACAUCUUAUCUAUAGGGUGCGAUGGGAGAAGCUGGUGCAACCCAGAUCAGUUGGGGGACUGGGGUUGUUGGAUCCCCGUGUUCAGGUUUCCGCGUUGCAAAUGCGGACUGUCUUGUGGCUCCUCUUGGAGGAUGAUAUGGAGCCUUGGAAGCUGGUUACGUUGCAGGAGAUGGCGGAGGCUGUCAGAGUACACCCGACAGAUGUUAAGACGGCCCUCCUUCACCCCCAGCUUCUUCAUGGUCUGCGGAGAGGGGUGUUGUGGUCGAAUGCCUUAGAAAAGUGGCGUGAGGCACCCCUGCGUCAGACUGCUCCGCAGACAUGUGAUCAAAUUCUUGAGCAGAGCUUAUUCGGGAACCAUUUCGUAUUACAGUCAGGCGUCCCCUUCGGGCCCUUCCCGUGGCAAGGUUGUCCGGGUGCCUUUGGGAAGCAGUGGUUGUCAUGUGGUGUGUUUCGGGUGGGGGAUAUCUGGGAUGAGCAGGAAGGCACGUGGAAGGAAGAAGGCGAGGUUCUCGGACGGCUGGAUCAUCAGCCCAAGAAGCAGGAAAGGUUGGAAGAGAUCAAGCGAGCGAUUCCGCAGGAGUGGGUUGACUGCCUUGUGGCUAAGGAUCGGAUGCAGGGGGAAUGGGUCACCUUGGAGGGUCAGGGCCGCCCGAUCAUCUUCUUCCAGCUCAAAGAGAGGCUGGGGUCUCAGUGGUAUGGGGCAGAGGCCUGGGAGGAUGUCGGUCGGCAAAAGGCGUUGGGUGACGUCCUUGUUCGGCGUCCGGACCGGGAUAGCAGGCUCCAUGAGGAGAACAUAAGGCCAGUCGUGGUGUUGAGGGAUCAGACGGUUUCUAAGGGGAGGGGGUUUCGUCCUUUCAAGCCGGCCUAUAGGCCGCUUCAGAUCCCUUGGGACCCGUCGAUUUGGGAAUGGGCACCUAGGAACUCGCUCAUGAAGCGUUGCAGAAUCCAUCAGGUGACUACGAAGGUAAUUUACAGGUCCCUGUUGGUCCCGACGGACUUGGUCGAUGAAAUGCGGGAGAUAUGGAGGAAGAGGGGAUGGUUGGAUCAGAAGGCCUUGCUUUGCUGGGAUGCUUCGACCUGGCGGAAAGCCUGCAGGCUGCUUGCCCUCCUUCCGGACCAGAAACACGCGGGGGGCCUGUGGCUCUGCCUCCAGUUGGAGGAUAGGUGUUUGCACAAGGAUAAAUCCUGCAGGCCCGUAGGUUCGACUCGCGAUGAGGCUAGAAUAGGUGAGAGAUGGAAAGGUCGGUACAUCGGGAUAGUCUUGAGAGGCAACCUCUGCAGCGGGGCAUGUGCAGGUUCCCUGGAAGGGGACGCCGAAGAGGGUGACAGCCCGGUCGACCGCCGGACCCUGCUGUGCAACGAGGUGCUGUCCAGGAGUCCAGUUGCUUGGGAAUGCAGCCCCAAUUGGGUGGUAAGUCCCAUCCAAGGCUAAAUACGUGCGAGGGACCGAUAGCGAAGAAGUACCGCGAGGGAAGGAUGAAAAGAACUUUGAAAAGAGAGUUAAAGAGUGCUUGAAAUUGCCGAGCGAGAAGCGGAUGGAGGGGAAGUCGUGCGUUCCCGUCUAGGCAGGGGUGGACGGCAACUGUGUUGUCGCCCGCCUUGUUGGACGUGGGGUGCCUGCUAUCAUGGGCUGCUGUGACCGGCAUUGUGGUGGGGAGCGACUGAAACCCCCCACGGGUGGCCGCCACGGCAGUCGAGGACCUUGAGCACGCGCCUCUUUCGGCGGGCCCGUUCGGGUUCCUGCGUGUUCGGGAUGCUGGCGAAAUU
Chara braunii is the source of this 3073-nucleotide messenger RNA. The record is from the annotation of a GenBank genome assembly. Lineage: Eukaryota; Viridiplantae; Streptophyta; Charophyceae; Charales; Characeae.